Molecule: messenger RNA, 5342 nt
Organism: Chiroxiphia lanceolata (lance-tailed manakin)
Lineage: Eukaryota; Metazoa; Chordata; Aves; Passeriformes; Pipridae
Gene: MCC
Product: MCC regulator of WNT signaling pathway
Exons: 17
Coding region: 587-3109 (840 amino acids)
Biological process (GO): negative regulation of canonical Wnt signaling pathway
Cellular component (GO): cytoplasm
Molecular function (GO): calcium ion binding
Source: RefSeq, a predicted model, not a curated record
GUGUUUGAUCAUAAACCACUUAAACUCCAGGCUCACUGGCAGGGGAAACUUUAGCGUGAAGUGCAACACUGGUUUCUCUCGGUGAGGGGAGCUUUCUUCUCUUUUUCUUUCUCCCUCCGUGAACACUGAAGACUGUAGCAGCGCUCCCUUCUUUUUAAUUUCUCUGUGGACUUGUGUGAAGCUCAUCAAAUUUUUCUGAGUAUAUUCAACGGCAUUGGGAGAUGCCCUUCAACAGAGUUGUGGAAAAGAGCAGAAUAAAACAGACAGCAGAGAUGAAGCACGCCUUGGAGAUGGACUAAGACAACCCUGAGGUCCUGGUAAGCAGUUUCUUCUCUGAAUUCUCUGAGCACUUCACAGUAUUAACAAGUCUCUCACAGCAAUGGAUUGUCUGUGAAGUCAAAACCAGUUUGGCUCUUCUAGAAGAUCUUGCAUCAUUAACUUAAACUCUCAGUGUGGAGUAAAAAUGGCUGUCUAGAGCAAAAUGUGUCAGAUGGAAAAAUUUUGGAGGAGAAAGUAUUGAACCAGUUGAACAAAGCUUUGAAGCAUUGAAAUCUGCAGAAAUCGUCAAGCCCUGAGAAGUCUAAUCAUGAAUUCUGGAGUUGCUAUGAAAUAUGGAAAUGACUCCCCUGCAGAGCUGAGUGAGCUUCAUUUAGCAGCCCUGGCUUCAUUAAAGGGAGACAUAGUGGAGCUUAAUAAAUGUCUACAACAAACAGAAAAGGAACGUGACCUGUUGGAAAAGAAACUGGCUAAAGCACAGUGUGAGCAAUCCCACCUGAUGAGAGAGCAUGAAGAUGUGCAGGAGCGAACAACGCUGCGCUACGAGGAACGCAUCACAGAGCUGCACAGUAUCAUUGCUGAACUGAACAAGAAAAUCGAUCGACUACAGGGAACAACAAUAAGGGAGGAGGAUGAGUACUCAGAGCUGCGGUCGGAGCUCAGCCAGAGCCAGCAGGAGGUCAACGAGGACUCGCGCAGCGCGGACCAGAAUUCCGUUUCAGUACCAGAGAAUCAGUCCACCAUGGUCACUGCAGAUAUGGAUAACUGUAGUGACUUGAAUUCAGAACUGCAAAGAGUGCUGACAGGUCUGGAAAAUGUUGUCUGUGGACGGAAGAAAAGCAGCUGCAGUUUGUCAGUAGCAGAAGUGGACAGGCACAUUGAACAGCUCACUACUGCCAGCGAACACUGUGAUUUAGCCAUUAAGACUGUAGAAGAGAUUGAGGGCGUACUGGGACAUGACCUUUACCCAAACCUGUCAGAGGAGAGGUCUCGAUGGGAGAAGGAGCUCGCUGGCCUACGAGAAGAGAAUGAAAGCCUCACAGCCAUGCUGUGCAACAAAGAGGAGGAGCUCAACAGGACCAAGGCCACCAUGAACGCUGUCCGUGAGGAGAGGGACAGGCUGCGCAGAAGGGUUCGAGAGCUGCAGACACGUUUACAGAGCGUGCAGGCAACGGGCCCAUCCAGCCCCAGCCGUCUCACUUCUGCCAAUCGACCCAUCAACCCCAGCACGGGAGAGCUGAGCACCAGCAGCAGCAGCAACGACAUUCCCAUUGCCAAGAUUGCUGAAAGAGUGAAGUUGUCAAAGACAAGAUCAGAGUCUUCAUCAUCUGAUAGACCUGUCUUAGGAUCAGAAAUCAGCAGCAUAGGGGUGUCUAGUACUGUGGCUGAACAUUUGGCACAUUCCCUCCAAGACUGCUCAAACAUCCAGGAAAUCUUCCAGACUCUCUAUUCACAUGGAUCUGCUAUCUCUGAAAGUAAAAUUCGAGAAUUUGAAGUGGAGACAGAGAGAUUAAAUAGCCGUAUUGAACACCUGAAAUCCCAGAAUGACUUACUGACAAUAACACUGGAAGAGUGCAAGAGCAAUGCUGAGAGGAUGAGCAUGCUUGUUGGGAAGUAUGAGUCCAACGCCACGGCCCUCAGGCUGGCAUUGCAGUACAGUGAACAAUGCAUAGAAGCGUAUGAACUGCUGUUGGCAUUGGCAGAAAGUGAGCAGAGUCUUAUUCUUGGGCAGUUCAGAGCUGCAGGUGUUGGUUCUGUUGGAGACCAGACAGGUGAUGAAAACAUCACACAGAUGCUUAAGAGAGCUCAUGACUGCAGGAAGACAGCUGAGAAUGCAGCAAAAGCCUUGCUAAUGAAACUAGAUGGGAGCUGCGGGGGAGCCUAUGCAGUCACUGGCUGCAGUGUGCAGCCCUGGGAAAGCCUCUCAUCCAACAGCCACACAAGUACCACCAGCUCAACUGCAAGCAGCUGUGAUACGGAAUUUACAAAGGAGGAUGAGCAGCGGCUGAAGGAUUACAUCCAGCAGUUGAAAAAUGACAGGGCAGCAGUGAAACUGACAAUGCUGGAGCUGGAAAGCAUCCACAUUGAUCCUCUUAGUUAUGACGUUAAGCCACGCGGAGACAGCCAGAGGCUAGACCUGGAAAAUGCAGUCCUGAUGCAGGAACUUAUGGCAAUGAAGGUAUAUAGUCCCAUGAGCAGCAUGCUGAUAAUGUUUCUUCAACAGGAGGAGAUGGCAGAGCUCAAGGCACAGCUUUACCUGCUAGAGAAGGAGAAGAAGGCAUUGGAAUUGAAACUGAGCACUCGAGAGGCCCAGGAGCAGGCCUACCUCGUCCACAUUGAGCACUUGAAAUCUGAAGUGGAAGAACAAAAAGAGCAGAGAAUGAGGUCUCUCAGCUCAACCAGCAGUGGAAGCAAAGACAAACUGGGCAAGGAAUGCAGUGAUGGCACCGCAGCACCAUUAACUCUUGCUGAGCUGAGACCAUACACCGAGAGUGAACUGACUGCUGAGCUGACAAACGCACUCAGGAGGGAGAAGAAACUGAAGGCUAGAGUGCAGGAGUUAGUGAGUGCUUUGGAGAGGCUCACGAAGAGCAGUGAGAUCAGACAUCAGCAGUCAGCAGAAUUUGUUAAUGACCUUAAAAGGGCAAACAGCAACUUGGUAGCAGCUUAUGAAAAAGCAAAGAAAAAGCAUCAAAAUAAGCUGAAGAAACUGGAAUCACAAAUGAUGGCCAUGGUGGAGAGACAUGAAACACAAGUGAGGAUGCUCAAACAAAGAAUAGCUUUACUGGAAGAAGAGAACUCCAGACCACACACCAAUGAAACUUCACUUUAAAUGCAUCUCUUUAAAGGAUGCUUAGUGCCAUUACAACUUUCUUGCUUUUGGAGGCUGACUUUUAGGGAGCUUCAAACGCUAAAAGCUCUGACUGUCAAUGCUGACACACUUAAAGCACCUUCUCUGGGAUCCUAGAGAGGUGUCAUGGGGAUAAUAAAAAUGUUAACCUUAAGAACUGUUUCAUAAUGUAAAAAUGGCAGUGCCUGAAUUAUCAUGCUAUAGUUAUGUACAUUGUCUGUGUCGUUAUGUCUGUAUUCAUACAGCUUCUCUUCCAUUUGAUAUACGUCCCGCGGGUGACAGUGACACAUAGCAAAAUAAUUAAUUUUAAGAGGUUUUCAUUUCGGUCAUUUGGAGAUCAUUUGAGAGUUUUCCCAAUCCCUGAGCUCCCUCUGCACACAAGUCCAUAUUGUACCCUCAAGAAAGACUUGUUGUUGUGGUUAAGCCAACCAAAUGGGUAGCUGCGAGAGGGGAGAUGACAGGCUGCCUUGCUUUUUUGCACCCUAUUUGCAAUACUGCUGCUCACAGGUGGGAAAAUUCCUGUUGAUUUGGAAAAAAACCCAAGAAACUCUCAGAGUUGCAUCUCUGAGAACCAUGAUGAUGGUGUAUUUCUUACAGUUUGUAAGAGGGCUAAAGGCUGUGAGUUUCACCACACCACAUAGAUGGUCUGAGCCAAGGGUGGGUAAGAAAUGAUAGGAGACCCUCUGGUAUUUAUAUUACAUGGUGUUUGCAACUACUUUGUAGAAGAGUUGGUUUUUCUUGCUAACACAUUAUAGCCAAGGUUUUCUCUAAGAAGCUGGGCCAUUUUUGUCACAUGUAUAGUGCUUAUUACAGCUUACUGUGAUCAAGAGGUAGAAUGUCUUUUUUUAAUACUUUUUUUUGACCCAAAAAGGUACUUAUUAGGAAUGUACCUGUUUAAUAUUGAAUACGUAGGCACAAAACUAUAAAUGUGUAGAUGUAUGGAUAUCCUGUCACAAACAGAAUGUGAAUGGUAAAGUCUUCUUACAGCUUCUUAGGUUAGUUUUUAUUACUGCUAACAUUUUCGUCUUUCGUUUAAGUCACAUCAUAUUGCUGUAUUAUCAGACUGACUGAAUGGCAAAUGUUGCCCUAUUAUAUUAAUGAACAUUAAGCAAAUCAUGGGGAUAAGGUUGAUUUCUGUUGGGGUCAAAAUACAGGAGUCUACCAUAGCACCUGUUACGUUCAGAUUCUUCUUCCUUUUGACAGAGUACGUAAAAGAGCUUCCAUGUGUGUUUUAACAUGGCAAACUAGAGUCAAUUCACUGUGCUAACCUGCUAGUAUGUUACACCUCUGCUUUGCUUUUUUCAGGCUUAUUUCCUAGGGAAUCUUAUUUCAAGAGUCAUUCAUCCUUUUUGCUUUACAUGUUGAGUGAGUUGCACCUCCAGUUUUACAAGUGUAUUUAGAAUUAUGAUAACUUCUCUCACUUAUUCCUCCCAUUUCUAGUACUAAGGAAAUAUUUUUAGACGACUUUAACUGUUUUUGUCUACUGUUGGGUUAGGCCAGGCAGCCAAAAUAUGGGAAUUUGUGUUCAGAGUAUGGCAUUAUUGUUACACCUUGGUUGCAUCUGCAACUGUAGCAGUUGGUGUUCAUCUCUUUCUACUGUAGCUGCUGUUGUCUUCUUUCCGUAGAGUAGUCAUUCCUACUUCCCUAGAGCCUGAUACUUCAUCUACAAAGCCAGCAUGACUGAUUGCAACAGCAAGUUAAAACAAUGCUGAUUUCAAAAUUUUUAGUUAGUAACAUUCUGGGAUUGGUUUUGAUCAGUCCUCUUUCUCAAGCUAAUUGCACUUAAUUUACAAUGUGAAUGGAAAUUUUUGCAAACCAGUCUGUUGAGGGAGGAGGCACAUUGAUUUUUGCUGCCUUUAUGCUGUUGCUUGGCAGCUUUCUGUGGCAUUUCCCUUUUUUGGCUAAGUUUCUCACCAACAGGAAUGUGGGGUUUUGCCAUAAGCUUCAGUUGUAGCUGAGCACACUUGUUUCAGAAGAAACACAAAGGAAAAUAUCCACUAUGUACUGUGGUAAAAAUGCAGUUACACUUUUGUCUUCUGGCAUCUGAAACACCCAUCUGAUUUGAGGUAAUCUCAAAAUGUCCAUGUGAAAUACCUUUCAAUGAAGAGGACUAGAAAAAACUACUGCAUUGGAUUGCCUCUUAGGUUCUUUUUUUUUUUUUCUAUUUAGAAUAACAGAAUCACACAAUGAUUUGGAAGGGACCUUAAAAGAUCAU